ACACUUAGGUUAAUGUGUUUGCUGCAAGGCAAACUUGGCGCCGAGCAGUCUUGCAAUAAGGUUGCUAUUGUUAAAAACGACUAAGAGCUACUGCUUGGUUCCGUUUGUCACUCUGCAUAACCUAGCACGGCUCAGAGUGCAAAUACCUUCCAAAGACCCCAACUAUCUACUUUAUAGUUUAGGGAAUAUUGCACUGAUCAAUCCAGGGGAAGGAGGGGAGUUUUUGGUGCGGAGAAUGGACCUUCUUGUUAAGACCCUUACCUUAUUCCAGAGUAUUGUGCAAAAUAGUGAUAAAUAUAGUGCAAAAAAUCCGAUCACGUUUGUAGACCAUAAUUAUCUAAAACUUGUAAAAUUAAAUUAAUGCCCGUACACGUGUAUGAAUGUAUUCAUUGGGCAAAAAAGUUCCUGUUUGAAAGAAUAUGUUUUGCGGGUGAACAUGUAUUCCAAGGAACAAAAGAAGCUGAAAUAUUAUGCUAGUUAUUUGAACACUGCAUGAUAUCCAGUGAUGCAAAACGACUUUUGGGAAAGUCUAUUGAAGAAGUCGAACUGCAUCGUCAUGGCAGACAUUUUUUAAAAGUUUUGAGAAAAAAAAAAGCAUGGUUUGAGGAUCGAAGCGAAGCCGACUUGAUUUCGAUUGAUUUGACCACGUUUCGAUACCAUAUCUCACACUUCUAGAAUGAAAUUAGCACAAGUGUAUGAAUGUAUGCCUCGGGCAAAGUCUAUCAACUUACAGUGACAGUUCCUGUUUAAUGUGUUAUUCGAAUAAAGGAUGUGUUUUGCGGAUAAUUGCAUUCCAAGGAACAAAAGAUGUUGACAUGUUAUGCUAGGUAUCUCAACAACGGUCCAAUAUUCACAAAUCGCUAGUGAUGCAAAGCCAGUUUUUGGCAAAGUCAAUCGUAGUAGACAAACUCCAUCGUCAUGGCCGAAAUUGUGGAACGUUUCGAGAAAAAUGCAAGGUUUGAAGACGAAAGCGAGGCCGAAUUGAUUCGAGAGAAACUCGAGCAAUUCGUGACCAACAUUCUAGCGGAGGUGGAAAAGCGAGACAAGCGAUUUCAGAGUACUCUUAUUAAGAGCGGAAGUGUUUACGAAGGAACGAAGGUUUGCCAGCCAGAUGAAUUCGACUUCAUGAUAAGAAUUGACUCACUCACCGACAAACCAUCAUUUCGUCCAUGCGACAAAGGCGAAGGCUACGUCAAACUCCUCCUUGACGAAGAAGGGUGGGAAGAAUUCAAAGAUGAAGAGGGCUUCUUCAACCCACAUAUGCUCUCCCGCUUCUUCAAAAAGCUUGUCAAUGCAUCUCUUAGUGACGCCGAAGUACCUGAAGGACUGGUCAUCCAACGAGUAGGACAAAGAAUGUUUAAGGAAACAUGGUGGCCUGUGUAUUCUGAGAUACUAGGAAAUGUCGAUGGCCAAGAAAGGUCUUCUGGUCUGAUGUACUCGGAAUCACACGGCCCGGCUACAACCCUUACAAUCUACUGGCAAGGCGGCAAUAGUUACAGAAAUCUGGCUGUAAGUGUGGAUUUGACACUGACUUUGGAUUACCAAGAAUCCAAGCUACCGGUUGAGUUGACAAAGCUUUCACAAGAAAUACAACCAGUUCUUCAGAAGUGUGGAUUCCACGUUGUUCCCGCUGGAUUUGACAGCUGGCGUAUCUCGUUCUCCAUGGUAGAAAAAGAAAUUCUGGCCUCUUCCCCGGAAGGCUUGAAAACGUGCUACCGAGUCCUGAAAGUCGUGAGAGAUGAGAUAUCGAAGAUGCUUGGAUGGGAUUCAUCUUUGGUUCCAUCUUACAUAUUCAAAACCGUCCUAUUUUCUGAGCUGUUCAUAACGGGCCGCUAUCGCUGGGAAAAAGAUUGUCGGGCGCAAAGAAUAAUUCAAGCUUUAGAGUUGGCUUUGGAAGGCGUGAAGACGGAGAAAGUUCAGAACUUCUUCAUACCAAGACAAAAUCUACUAACAGUGGCUGAUCACGAGAACAAACUGCGCCAAUGUGUCCUGGAAGACUUGUUAAAUCAGAUGAAGGGUUUGGAAUUGGCGUACACACCAGAGGGCGCCAGAAAGAGAAAACAACAGAUCAGAGUUUUACAAAUGACUGAUUUGAUAGAUUACAUGAUCUCAGGCAUCCGUGCUGGGAAAAACCCUACUGCUGUCUGGAACAAAAUGUUUGUGAACGUUAGUAACGUUCCUCAGUCUCGCAAGUUUGGCUGGUUUUGGAAUCAGCUAACUGACCUCAACACUACAGAACUUGAUGAAGAUGCCUACAGAAGGUUGAAGCAAAUAUGGAAUGGGUUGGAAGCUUUCUUCAAGAUGUUACUGAAUACUCUUGAAGGGGAACUAAACAUGUUAGCUCGUAAAUUCUAUAUCAGAACCUGGGAGAAGAAAAAGAGAUUCGAGUCUGAGAACAAGGAGCUGUCGGAAGAAAACGUCGAGCAGAUUUCUCCGUGUCAAGUUGCUUUCGGAUGGUUAGAAGAUCUUGUUGAUUGUUAUACUGAAGAAAACAACUCAACCUUACCAAUUAUUCACAAGGCAGUGUCUUCUGAGUUCAUCGCCUCAGGCUUCUUCAAAGACGUUGCUGGUGUUACAGAGAAAGAAGGUAGUCACAAAGGGCUUGCUUUCUUGAAACAGCGUCUCAAAUGGCUCCUCUCAUUGGUCCCCGAGAAUUACAUUAUAGGCGCUGUUGUUGACUAUGUUAGCCAAUUAAUUUUGCAUUCUAAAGAAAUAAUGAAAUGUAAACUCGAUUACAUCACGAUACCUGAGUUAGAUGUAGAUUGAGCUUAGUGUGAGAAUAUGAUCAAAGCUCAACUAAUUCCGAGACAUACCUGUGGACACUCAUAAGAGGACAUUUGUUUAGUGUUCUAGUCACAUAGAACUCUGACAUUACGUUUUAAAUUUUCCAUACCUCUGCUACAGAGACAAUUUGUGUGUACAAGUGUGUGCCCUUAUAAGUGGCUCGACUAUAUAACAUUAUUUCGAGAAGUUAGGUUUGACAUGGAAAAUUUUGUAUUUAAUUUGCCCUUUGAUUACUGCGGGUAAUCUAAUCUACUGCUGGACCAGAUUUAAUCAUAUGUUUUUAAUAUUCUAGUAACCGUGUUAUCUUCAAAAAUAGGCCGUAGAUUACAACAAAUAUUUGUUAGUGUUUACCCUUUGCAUCAGGUAAUCACUGCCAGUCAAUAUAGAUCACUUUAAUUUUGUUGCUACAGGCCUUGAUAUAGGGAUUUAACUAAAGCAAGGUCAUUUGUUAUUAGUUCAGUGUAUUAUACGCACAAUUAUCUUAUCAGUUUACCGUGGCUAAAAGUCUAGUGGAACUGUAGUUCCUUUUAAGCGAGCAGUUGCGGUUUCUGACAGAGAAAACAAUUAAGGUCUGCUGAGAUAGCUGACAAUUUGACUCAUUGACUGCCUGGUUGCCAAUCCUUCAGUUUCGUUUGGCCACGUUAUCGUGGCUCUGGAGUUGAAUGAUGCAGCCACUGCUGGAAGACAAAUAGGACGCCCUCGCUCUUUUCUUGAAGUAAAUUCGGAUUAUUCAUUUGUUUUUCAGUAUGUUUAGUUCUAUGUUAUGCUCCGCGCUUGGCAUAAUCGUCUUAAAUAUAGCAGUUACUACAUGUU
Orbicella faveolata is the source of this 3597-nucleotide messenger RNA. RefSeq lists its product as uncharacterized. Lineage: Eukaryota; Metazoa; Cnidaria; Anthozoa; Scleractinia; Merulinidae. The record is from RefSeq and is a predicted model, not a curated record.